Molecule: messenger RNA, 2055 nt
Organism: Salmo salar (Atlantic salmon)
Lineage: Eukaryota; Metazoa; Chordata; Actinopteri; Salmoniformes; Salmonidae
Product: epidermal retinol dehydrogenase 2-like
Cellular component (GO): lipid droplet
Molecular function (GO): oxidoreductase activity, acting on the CH-OH group of donors, NAD or NADP as acceptor
Source: RefSeq, a predicted model, not a curated record
GGGCGUUCCGGGCUGGGGCUCGAGUUUUGGUUGGGUGUCAUGUGACAUUAAUUAUUAGCCAUGCUCCAGCACAAAUCAAUGGAACAGGACUAGCCUCCGUGAUUUGCAGAAGGGAAAAGUAGGAGAAGGUUGAAGCUGAUGUUCUAUUGAGGGGUCAACAAAAUGAAUUUUCUCCUGGAAACCCUUCAGUUGAUUGUAAUGUCAAUGUAUUACAACAUAGAGGCAUUUGUCAGACUGUUCAUCCCAUUUAAGAAGAAAAAUAUCACCGGGGAAAUCGUCCUGAUCACCGGGGCGGGCAGUGGCAUUGGCCGGCUCAUGGCAGAGAGGUUUGCCCCCCUUGGCGUCUCUCUGGUUCUGUGGGAUGUCAACCAGGAGGGCAUGAAGGAGACUGCAAGACUAGUGAAGGAGAAAGGGACAACUAGGGUCCACUGCUACCUGUGUGACUGCGGUGACAAGGCUAAAGUCUACAGAGUGGCUGACCAGGUCAAGAGAGAAGUGGGGGAUGUGAGCAUUCUCAUAAACAACGCUGGCAUCGUCACAGGCAAGAAUUUCAUGGAUGCGCCAGACUCCCUCAUUGAGAAAACCCUUGAAGUAAACACCAUGGCACACUUUUGGACUUAUAAAGCCUUCCUCCCAGCGAUGACUGCCAACAACCAUGGUCACCUGGUCAGUGUUGCUAGCACAGCGGGUAUGAUUGGUGUCAAUGGACUAGCAGAUUACUGUGCCAGCAAGUUUGCUGCUAUUGGCUUUGCUGAGUCUGUGGCUCUGGAUCUGCUGGCAGCGGGGAAGGAUGGCGUCAAGACUACCAUUGUGUGUCCACACUUCAUGAACACUGGCAUGUUCGAUGGCUGCAGUUCUAAGUGGCCUCUCUUGGUGCCUGUCCUGGAUCCAGACUAUGUAGCAAAGAAGAUCAUUGAGGCCAUUUUAACUGACCAGGUCUACCUUCUGCUCCCAAAGAGCAUGUAUAUUCUCAUGGGCAUGAAGAAGAUUUUACCCUUUAAGACUGGGAAUCUGCUGGGGAUGUAUCUGGGAGCAUUAAACUUUAUGGAUGCCUUCAAAGGACGCGUCAAGAAAGAGGCGUAGUGAAGAAGACGAGAGCAACCACCCAUACUAAGUACAUUUUGUCUCAGACUCAAAGGUGAUUAAUACUGCCUAUCAUUUUUUUUUUUCCCCUUAAAUGUUUCAUUCUUAUUCAACAAAUUUUAGUGUAUGACAAAGCCUACGUACUAGUUUACAUCGGCAGACGAGGGAUAUGGGUAGGCUAUAUAAGGUAAUAAAAUACUGCUAAAUAUGUAACGAAUGUAUGACCUCUAUGUAUUUUCAUAGCAUCAACACAAGUAGACUUGAGUGUGCUUUUUGGAUCGACACACUCAAUAUGAAAUGUUUUCACGAGUUAUAUUCACUUUAUGAAGUUCACGCUGUGUAUGUUAGCUCCCUACACUGACACAGGCUCAAUAGCAAAAUAUGGUUCCUUUUUCACUCUAUCGUUCAGUGGAUACUGCACCCCCCCCACAUUUUAUAAUGCGUGCCCUUUUUGGCAUGAAGCAACAUUGGAAGGGUUUGUUGAUGCACUUUUUUGUUGGUUUAUUUCUUUAUACACCCAUUGUGGGCGUAUUGAGAUUACGUAAUUGUUCACAUGGGUGUUUUAGAACAUAUUGUGCAUGUAGUAAUCUAACGGCCAAGUAGAGAAACUCAGGAAAGUGUCAUGUAAAGGAUCAUUAUCUGUGUACUGGAUUAGUUUGCUAAGUCUACAGUAGCCAUCGACGAUGAUAGUAUGUACCAAACAAGAACACUCAUUUUCCAAACUGUUAUUCUCUUAACUGGACCGCCUACCCUUUUUAUAUUUGAAUUGACUGACGGCUUUUUAUUUAUUGCUUAAUCAUGUACAAUGUUUUACUUUGACAUCGAAGGUGCGAUGACUGCAUGACUUAACUAAUUUUAUUUAAAUUGUCUGUCAUGUUUACAUUUUAAUAACCACAAUAGCAUUGUUUACAUGUAACAAUGUUGGUAUUUAGCUUUGCUCUUGAAAAAUAAAGUUAGAAAUUGGUAUUGUCA